Cyprinodon variegatus (sheepshead minnow) is the source of this 1856-nucleotide messenger RNA. It is a transcript of the gene ttll6, whose product is annotated as tubulin tyrosine ligase like 6. Lineage: Eukaryota; Metazoa; Chordata; Actinopteri; Cyprinodontiformes; Cyprinodontidae. Gene Ontology annotation, biological process: microtubule cytoskeleton organization; protein polyglutamylation. The record is from RefSeq and is a predicted model, not a curated record. Gene Ontology annotation, cellular component: cilium. Gene Ontology annotation, molecular function: tubulin-glutamic acid ligase activity; tubulin binding.
AUGACACGCUGCGCACUGCGCUGAGCUGCCUGGAGAUAUGGCCUGAGGGAGGCGGCGGAGGAUGAAGACUGGACUCUUUGGACUGACCGUGUUAGGGGCAUGAAGCUCUACCAGAAAAUAAACCAUUUCCCAGGGAUGAUUGAGAUCUGCUGCACAGAUUCUCUGAUGGGGGACUUGAACCAAAUACUGAAACUUUUCUCCAAAGAUCACAAAAUAUUUCCCAGAACAUGAAGCUUUCCUGCAGACUACAGUGACUUCUAAGCCUACUCCAGAGCCAAAUAACGCAAAAGUUGCUUCAAUAAACCAGAUAUCGAAAAUCAUGACAGCAUCAGCAUCAAUAAAUCAAGUAAAAAAAAAAUCAAACCUGAAGCACACAUGAUCUGUCAGGCUUACAUAUCCAAGAUGAUGCUCUUACUCAGCGGGGAAACCUGUGACAAGCCGGGCGAUGGGAAAGAAGGAGAAGACAUUGAGAAAAAUAGAGCAGAGAAAUUUAACCUGAGGAUUUAUGUUGUAGUGACAUCUUGUGCUGCAUUCAGUCUAUUCUGGUUUGAGAAAGGUUUGGUUUGCUUUUUUACCAUGGAGUACAAUGAACCCUCCCAAAGCAACAUGGAUGAUGUGUGCAUCAACUUCACAAGCUACUCCAUAAACAGAUACAGGGAGAACUUUGUCAGAGAUGAAGGACUCAGUCGGAAAAUGAUAAAGAAAAUUCUUGAACAAGAGAAGAUUCAGAAUUAAAUGGAUAUCAUCAUCAAGACGCUGAGAUGCCCUCACUCCACCCUAAAGCACAACUGCCUGCCAUAUUUUCCCCAUCAACACACUGCCAGCGCCUGCUUUGAGAUAUUCGACUUGGAUGUGCUGAUUUAGCAGCUCAAACCAUGGCUGCAGGAGGUGAAUCACUCCCUGAGUUUCUCCACUGACUCUGAGCUAAACCUGGAGGUAAAGGAAGCGCUGCUGUACAACAACCCGGCUCUCUUCAACCUCGGCGCCUGUGACCGUCACACCAUGGCGGAGAGAUGCAGGGUGAAGGACAGGCUGCAGCAAAACCUCCCCACUGAGGCCAGGAGAGAGGAGCUGCGACAGUGCAAGGCAGCCAUAGUGGAACAGAUGGAGGAGUAUGAAGCCAAACACCUAUGGGGGGGAUGCAGGAGCUGUCUGAAGGAACGGGACGUGAAGGCUAGGAGAAGGAGGGAGUUGAAGCGGUAGACAGUAGGAAAGAGGGUCAAACACUCAGUUCUUUUGGGUUCAGAAGCUGCAGAUAUGCAGGAGGAGGAGGUGAAUGAGGACCGGCUCCACUCUCUGCUGCAGAGAAAGAAGCUAGUGGAGGGCCUGAACCGGACAGAGGGAGCGGGGGUCUUAAGUGGACGCCACCACCGAAGUGAAGAUCAAAGAAAAGACCUUUCCCCACUGCUGUGUGUGAUUCAGCAGCAGUUGCCCAGCCUCACCUUGCAGCAGAGGAGCCUGAACCAGACCUGCAGCCGGAAGCUGGGAGACACAGCAGGAUGGGAGAAAGAUGCACAACCUGCAACAUCAAACUGGGACCAGAAACCUUUCUCGCUUGCCGCUCAUUUCAUUGUCCUUCUCUUUUCAGUUUACAGCUCUGUGGCUGUCACAAAGUCCAGAGGAAGGGUCCCCAUCAUAAACCUGCUCCCUAAAAGAGGCCUGUGCUGUGCCCACACGCCCCACCACCCCUCAGACCUCCAGAGCCCCGUUGCUCAGCAGGCCUGGCUCUUCUCUCUCCUCGUCCAGAGCUCGUCCUGCAGCCCCCAGCCCAGGAAAGGAGCAUCCAGACCUCUGAACCCACUGGAAUGAGAACGGUGAUUCCAGAUCUGCUUCUGCUCAUUCCAGGAUUUUGUUAA